AUAUCCCUCCCGUGUGUCACAGUGUGAGAGGAUGGAGUAAAGCUCCACUUGUUUCCCUCACUCUCUCAUCGCUGCAUCACUUUCCAGAGCGCUGCAUUGUUCUGCAUUAAACCCUCACAUUUCAGUCCUGUGCGCCUUUACGCGUCCUGAUCCAGCCUCAGCAUGAAGCAGAGUACCGCUCGGAGCCCCUGCAGGAGGCAGGAGCAGCGGGGAGGACAGCCGCACAGCCCCGCUGCCGUGGAGCACCGAGCAGGCUCCGGGACCAGGGACAGCGGCGCAGGGUCGGGCCCCUCGCCCCUUAAAACAGCCCGCACCAAGAGGCACCUGGAGGGGGUCCUGAGGAAAUACACUAACCCGCUCCAGGGCUGGCAGAGCAGAUAUUUUGUUCUGGAUCCAGAGGUUGGUCAGCUCCAAUAUCAUCUGAAUGAACUGAGUAAGAGCCAGCGACCGCCCAGAGGGUCUAUGCCUCUCUUAGGAGCCGUGGUGGUCUCAGCUGAUGAGUUUCAAUACAUGUUUACCAUUCAGUCCACUACUGAGGAUUCCUACAAACUCAGAGCACUGGACGCCAAGGAGCAAGAGUUAUGGAUGACUCAACUCCAGCUGUGUUCCCGACGCCACUCUGACAGCAGCGCCAAGGUGAUGAUCCAGGCUGAAGGGCAGCAGAAGAUCCUGGUCAACUCUAUAGAGUCCCUACCCCCCCGAGGUGGACCCCUCGCUUCCCUGGAUGAGGACCUUCUCCUUUUUAAGGCCACUUCAGCUGCCACUCUGAGCUGCCUGGGGGAGUGCCUCAGUAUGCUGCAGCACAAUGUGGUCCAGGCCCUCAACCAGAACCAGAACCAGAACCACAUGCCGAGUCCCAGCAACAGUUCAGCGGGUUUGAAUCAGGCAGCGGCCCCGGACAGAGUCAGGUCCUGGAGUCAGCGCUCCACUGUGAGCCAGGUGGAGCCGGGGGGCCUCAGGUCUGAGAGCCCGACCCGCAACUUUAAUGAGAGCCACAUCCAGAGCCAGGACCGGGAACACGCGGAUAGCUCUGCUGGAUGGUCCAGGUCGCUUUCUGAGAAGCAGGGGAAAAAUGUUGCAUCCUCUACCCGGCCUUCUUCCCCUCAAACACACAAGGACCCUUCUGAGUAUUUGGAAGUCAGCGGGUCUUUCCCCUUAUCUCUCUGGAUGGUGGACAUGAAAUCCAGCAAAACUCCCAACAAGUCAGCAGGGUUUGCAUGCCAGCCCAACAACGGCCAGAGCAGCAGCCCAGAGACCCUGGACCUCAGCGACGAGACCACCGACACAGAGGACCAUGAGGAGGAGGACCUGGGAGUUCUGGAUGACCAGCGCAACAUCAUGCUUCACCUCUUGUCCCAGCUCAAACUGGGCAUGGACCUCACACGGGUGGUGCUCCCUACCUUCAUCCUGGAGAAGCGUUCUCUGCUAGAAAUGUACGCCAACUUCAUGGCUCACCCUGACAUGUUCCUGUCCAUCACCUGCGGCUGCACAGCAGAGGAGCGCAUGGUCCGCUUCGUGGAGUACUACCUGACCGCCUUCCACGAGGGCCGCAAGGGGGCCGUGGCCAAGAAGCCCUACAACCCCAUCCUGGGCGAGAACUUCCACUGCUCCUGGUAUGUGCCUCGGGUCCGCGUGCGACCCCUCAGGACGACCAACUGUCCCGGUCCCAACUCAGCACCCACAGACUCUUCGAGCAUUCCCGGGUCCCCACAAAGGGGGGUGGGUGGCAGCAGCAGGAAACACUCAGACUGCUAUCAUGUUAGUUUUGUGGCAGAGCAGCUGUCCCACCACCCUCCUGUGUCAGGCUUCUACUGCGAGUGCAAGGAGAAGAAGAUGUGUGUCAACACGCAUGUCUGGACCAAGAGCAAGUUCAUGGGCAUGUCUGUCGGGGUCUCUAUGGUCGGGGAAGGUGUGCUGUAUUUGCUGGAGCAUGAUGAGCAGUACGUGUUCACUCUGCCCUGUGCCUACGCCCGCUCCAUCCUGACUGUGCCAUGGGUGGAACUCGGGGGAAAGGUCAACAUCAACUGUGCCAAAAGUGGAUACUCUGCCACUGUCACUUUCCACACAAAGCCCUUCUACGGAGGAAAAGUACACAGAGUGACAGCAGAGGUGAAGCACAACCAAACUGGAAACAUAGUGUGUAAGGCGCAGGGGGAGUGGAACGGGGUGCUGGAGUUCACCUACAGCAACGGGGAGAACAAGGUGAUAGACACCUCCAAGCAUCCAAUCAUCAAGAAGAAGAUCCAGCCUAUAGAGAAGCAGGGCCAGUACGAGUCCCGGCGUCUUUGGCAGCAUGUAACAGCGUCGCUGAAGGGAGGACAUUUGGACGCAGCCACAGACCACAAACGCUGCCUGGAGGACAGGCAGCGCCGCGAGGCCAAACAGAGAGCUGCGUCCCACAGCCCCUGGAAACCCAAAUACUUCAUUAAAGAGGGUGAAGGCUGGGUGUAUCACAACCCUCUGUGGAAGGCGCAGUGACGCGUAGCAGCUCUCUAAUCCCAGGCGACAGAUCGGGCGACGGAGGCCGAUCGCUGGCCGACACAGACAUGAGGAGAGUCAAACAGACAGACGGACAAACGGAGAGCAAGACACACGGACGGAGAAAAGAGAGUGCUACCAAAGACAACCCGAGGAAACCGGCCACAUCUCCAGUUCUGAGCGUUCAGGAGUGUGCUGGUUCAGCAGUGAGCCUCUCUUGAGAUUACAGUGUUCAGACAAAAUGGGAUUGUUUUAACUUCUGAACAAACCCCUGUAAACAGCUACUGCCCAUCUCACUUUUUAGUUGUUUAGGCAAUGUAUUAACUGUUUUGCACAAUUCACUGUACAAUACAAUGUGUGUGUGUGUGUUUUCAUGUACAGGUGUAUGCUUGUAAGAAUGGAUGGGUAAACUAUUUAGCUACAACCCUAUUUUAUAGAAUCCAGAGGGGGCAGGGCUAGUUUAGUUUGAAGCUGCAGAGCACUGAUCCUCUCUGUGCUGGAACUUAUUUAAACUUAAUAUGACAAACUACUUUAUUCAAUAUAAAUAGUGUUUUAUCUGAAGUCAUAUUCCUUAGGGGAAGGUGUCCUCAAACUGUUGUACAUACAUUUCUUAUAUAACUUUCUCUGUCAUAACAUCUAAUAAAUCCCUCCAGCCAACCACUAUGUUACUGUAGAAAGUGAAUCUGCGCCUGCUGAAUCCAGAUCUCAAUGGAACAUUUACUAUGCUGCAUUUGGCUUUAAAUGGGUCAGUUCCCCCAUAUAAACUCUUAAAACAAACAUACUCUCUCACAUCCCUCCGGUGAUAUCUCUCCAUUAAGGUGGUUUUUAUUUUAAGAUAUCUGCCCUCCAUCCAAAUACAACAGAAUUGCUGCUUAGAGAACAGAAACAUUACAUUUGACAUGACACUCCCAUUUACUGUUUAUUGGAUUUGGGAGAGCUGAUGAAAACAUGGUUAGAAUCACAAUAAAAUAAGCUAGCUGAGCCUGUUAGUGCUUAUUGAAACAACCUUAGCUUUUGCUGUAACUUUAGCUCUUACAGUGCAUUCACAUGAUUGGUGAUCAACAGCGUUUUGUUUUUCUUGCUCGCUUGCGCCGCUACAUACAGCUAGCAUCUGAUUGGUUGCACAUCGAGAGAUCAGGGGUAAACAAGGUCAAAGUUGAAUUGAUUUGAACUUUGAGUGUCAGCCUAGUCGGGCUGCAACACUCUUUAUAGAAACACAACGUCAGCGCAGAGCCAUUUUGCUGCGCAUCAUGUUAAUGCAGCUUAAGGUUAGCGUACUUAGCUAACCUGUUGACUCUUCUCCGUGGAUAAGUUAUUAAAGUAAAUCAUUUUUGCUCAUGUUUAGUUAUAUAUUUCGACUAAAGCUUCAUCUCUGUUUUUCAAGUGUGAUGAACUUGAGUUGACCCCCUCCCUGCCAUUUUCUUGCUCCUUCAAUGAGCUGCUCUACCUCUGACAAGGUGGGUCAAACCAAAACUCCAUCACCUCAAAGAUAAGACAUCCAUAAUGAAUAAUACAUCAGCUUUCUGUAACCUCUUACCUUUCCAUCCUCAGUUCCUCAAACACCUGCAUCUGACCAAUAGGGCACAAGUAAUGACUGAUAUGUGUGGGAAUACCUGAUGAGUGUCUGCUGUUUGUAACUGAUAAGCACCACAGUGCACUUUGUACAUAUGUCUGUGUGAGGCCAUGAGGCUCAGUGCACCAGUGUGGGGUGAAAUAGUCUAGCUGUCCACUGGAUUAUACUAGUAUGUUUUUUAACAGAGUAGCAGAUCAAAAAUGAAUAUUUAAAGUGUGUGAAGUAGCUGACCUUAAGCAUAAUAAUGAGUAUUUUAAUCUACGGAUCUCCGCUCUGAAACCAUUUAAGUUUUCAUUCAUAUUUAUUGGCAAUGUCUCCAGUGUCAUCACAAAGCUUCAACAUCCACCUUUUCCUAUCUCUUCGUAUACAACAAACCUAUGCAACACUUCUGCAGACGGUAGUCUCCUAUUUGUUUAAAGUAAAGAUCUCUCUUACCAAA
This is a messenger RNA of Gymnodraco acuticeps, 4490 nucleotides long. Its product is annotated as oxysterol-binding protein-related protein 10-like. The transcript is spliced from 13 exons. The record is from RefSeq and is a predicted model, not a curated record. The coding region runs from base 163 to 2478 and encodes 771 amino acids. Lineage: Eukaryota; Metazoa; Chordata; Actinopteri; Perciformes; Bathydraconidae. Gene Ontology annotation, cellular component: membrane; intracellular membrane-bounded organelle; cytosol. Gene Ontology annotation, molecular function: cholesterol binding.